GGGCCCUUCCCCUUCCCGCCCGGCCGGCAGGUUGGUGGGGGGCUGCACGACCCGGGGAGAAGCUCCAAGGCCGAGGAUCGCGAUGAAACCCCCGAGCCGGGGCUGCGGGUCGGUUUCACCCCGUCCCUCUCUGCCCCCAGUGCUGCCCAAGUUCGAAGUGACCCUGGAGCUGCCCCCCGUGGUGACGGUGCUGGAUGAGACGCUCCUGCUGCGGGUGUGCGGCCGAUACACCUACGGGAAGCCCGUCCUGGGGAGGGUCCAGGCCAGCCUGUGUCGGGAGGAAAUACCAGAAGAUCCCUGGUACGGGGCUCAGUGCAUGGAGCUUACUGGCCAGACUGACAGCAACGGCUGCUUUUCCAGAGAGGUGGGGAUGGCACCCUUGGAGCUGACCCACUAUGACUAUGAGAUGAGCCUCCAGGCCAAGGCGUCUCUCGUGGAGGACGGGACAGGGGUGAAGCUCAAUGUGACCAAGAGCUGUGACAUCGUGUCUGAAAUCGCUACGGUGACUUUUGAGGACACUGACGAGACUUACAAGGCUGGAAUCCCCUACACUGGCAAGAUGCUCCUGAAGGCGGCAGGUGGCUCUGCACUGAAGAAUGAGAAGCUGCAGCUCUUUGUUAGCUCUGGGGAUGAGAAUAAGAACCAGACCUUCCUGACGGACGAGUCUGGCAGAGCCUCCUUCGAGCUGGACACCUCCGGCUGGACCGGGUGGGUCACUCUGAGGGGGCGCUUCAAGCCGGUGGCUCGCAGCUCUGUGUAUGGGAGACUCUCUCCCCAUUAUCCGGAUGUCCAUCGUCACCUGGAGCCCUUCUACUCCAAGAGCCAGAGUUUCCUGAAGAUCCGCGGGCUGGGAGGGGAGCUGCCCUGCGACCAGGCCCAGCAGCUCCAGGUGGAUUACGUCAUUGCUAGGGAGGCCCUGGGGAACGGGUCCAGGAGCCUGGAGUUCAUCUUCCUGGUCGUGGCCAAGGGAGCCAUCGCCAGGAUCCUCCACAAGGGGCUGGACCUCAGGGAAGGGGCUGGGCUGAAGGGCUCCUUCUCGGUGGAGCUGCCCGUCGGCGCUGACCUGGCGCCCGCUGCCAAGGUGCUGGGUUACACGGUGCUGCCCGAUGGUGAGAUGGCUGCUGACCGCGCCCGGCUGCAAUUGGCCAAGUGCCUCCCGAACAAGGUGAAGCUGGCCUUCUCGCAGGACCGGGCCCUGCCGGGCUCAGAGCUCCAGCUGCGGGUGCAGGCUGCCCCCGGGUCCCUGUGCGCCGUCCGCGCCGUGGAUCAGAGCGUGCUGCUCAUGAAGCCCGAGGCCGAGCUCAGCGUCGACACGGUCUAUAACCUGCUCCCGGAUUUUCCCCGAGGAGACUAUCCUGACGCAGUGCAAGAGCCUGAGUCAUGUGGUCCUACGAGUCUAGUUCCUCACUGCCACGGCUUAGGUCCCAGGUGGAGGUGUCGCAGAGGGAUUAGCAGCUGGACUCCCCCUCAGCCUGACGCCUACAGCCUGUUUAAGGAUGCGGCUUUGAAAAUUCUCACCAACACCAAUGCCAAGCCGCCCUGUGAACAUGGACUCUCAAUGGACUUGCAUUAUGACGCAGAAAUCCCAUAUGCCAUGGAAGUGAUCCCUUGGGCAGCAAGUGUGGAUAGUGAAGCAGGGACCCCAGCGAUCAACGGUCUGCUACCGCCAGAACCCAGCACCCAGGAGGAGGCAGUGCCACGUGUGUACUUCCCAGAGACGUGGCUUUGGGACCUGGUGCCUGUGGGCGAGGGGGGCUCCAAGGACGUCCCAGUCUCGGUGCCCGACACCAUCACGGAGUGGAAAGCUGGGAUGUUCUGCACGGCGGAGCUGGGCUUUGGGCUCUCGCCCACGGCCACCUUCACGGCCUUCAAACCCUUCUUUGUGGAGCUGGCCUUGCCGUACUCCGUGAUCCGGGGAGAGGCCUUCGCCCUAAAGGCCACCGUCUUCAACUACCUGCGGCAGUGCAUCAAGGUGCGGGUGACGCUGGCGGAGUCUGCGCAGUUCCAGGUGCAGGCGGGCGAGGACGGCGCCUACACCAGCUGCCUCUGUGCAGACGAAGGGAAAACCUUCCAGUGGGAGGUGACGGCGAGCAGCCUGGGGGAGGUGAACUUCACCGUCAGCACCGAGGCUCUGCGCACCGAGGAGCUGUGCGGCAAUGAGCUGGCCGUGGUGCCGGCCCAGGGGCGAGUGGACACCGUGAUAAAGCCCCUGCUGGUCCAGCCGGGGGGGAUCCUGGAGGAGAAGGUGCACAGCUCCCUGCUCUGCCAGGAAGCCUCUGAAGAAAUCUCCUUGCAGCUGCCUGUGAACGUCCUGGCGGGGUCCGAGCGGGCCCACGUGACUGUCCUGGGAGACAUAAUGGGCACGGCUCUGCAGAACAUAGACCGCCUGCUGGCCAUGCCCUACGGCUGUGGAGAGCAGAACAUGGUCCGGUUCGCUCCCAACAUCUACAUCCAGCAGUACCUGGAGAAGAGCGGGCAGCUGAGCCCAGAGAUCAGAGACAAAGCCAAGGGUUUCCUCCAGAGCGGCUACCAGCGUGAGCUGCUCUAUAAGCACGACGACGGCUCUUACAGCGCCUUUGGGGAGAGCGACGCCACGGGCAACACCUGGCUGACAGCCUUCGUUCUCAAGUCCUUUGGCCAGGCCAGGCCCUACAUCUCCAUCGACGAGAAGCACCUAGAAGACGCCCUAAGGUGGCUGCAGCAUCACCAGCUGGAGAGCGGCUGCUUCCGCAGUGUGGGGAAGCUGUUGAACAACGCCCUGCAGGGCGGCGUGGUGGACGAGCUCUCUCUCUCGGCUUACAUCACGGCGGCGCUGCUGGAGCUGGGGCAGCCGCUCAGGGACCCCACGGUGACCAGGGCCCUCCAGUGCCUCCGGGAGUCGAGCACCAGCGACCUCUACACGCAGGCGCUGCUGGCCUACGCCUUCGGGCUAGCGGGGAGCACUGAGCUGCGGGACGCCCUCCUGCAGCGCCUGGCCCAGCACAGCGUCAGCGCCGCGGGACAGCUCCACUGGCAGAGGAAGGUGAAGGCCCUGCCCAGCCCCUAUGGGAACCAGGCCCCGUCGGCGGAGGUGGAGAUGACGGCUUAUGUGCUCCUGGCCUAUCUCUCCUUGCCCAACGUGUCUGCUGCCGACAUGGCGACCGCCGCCCAGAUCGUCCGCUGGCUCAGCAAGCAGCAGAACCCCUACGGGGGCUUCGCCUCCACGCAGGAUACGGUGGUGGCCCUGCAGGCCCUGGCCAAAUACGCAGCCCUGACAUACAGCGCGAGCGGGGCUGUGUCGGUGACGGUGAGCUCCCAGGCCGGGGCCCGGCAGCAAUUCCACGUGGACAACGCCAACCGGCUGGUGCUGCAGCGAGCGGCCCUGCAGGAGAUCCCCGGGCAGUACACGGUGCGGGCCAGCGGCGAGGGCUGUGUCUUUGUGCAGCUGAUCCUGCGCUACAACGUGCCGCCCCCAAAGAGCGCCGCGACCUUUGACCUGCGGGUGGAGACGGAGCCGAAGGAGUGCACCGAGAGCGCCACAUCCCGCUUCAGCCUCGUGCUGCACGCCCGGUACAGCGGGAAGCGCCCAGCCACCAACAUGGCCAUCAUCGAGGCCAAGCUGCCGUCCGGCUAUAUCCCCGUCCAGAGCUCCCUGCGGCAGCUGGAGAAGCAGCCUUUGGUGAAGAGGCUGGAGGUGCAGAAGGACCAGGUGACGCUCUAUCUGGACCAGCUGACGAAGGAGGCGGCGAGUUUCACCUUCUCCCUGGAGCAGGAUUUCCCUGUGAAGAAUCUCAGAGCAGCCCCAGUGAGACUGUACGAUUACUACGAGACGGGUGAACACACAGAGGCUGAGUACAGCGCCCCCUGUGGCUCAGCCCCUGACGCCGACAUGAUGGAAAAUUCCCGCUGAAGCCCCCGCCCCUGCUGGGCACCCGCCUCCCCUCCCAUCCCAAGAGCCCCUUGCUGGCAGCCGACAACCCAGGAUCGAGGAGGGCACGGACAGGCCUCGUCUCAGCUGCUGCUCUUCCCAGAACCAGCUGCACUAUCCCUCUUAGCACCUUCUUCAGCCAACGCCUCCCCAUUCGCUCUGCAAACAUCCCACCUGCUCUCCCAUCUCUCAGCCCCCAGACCGGCCGCAUGAUCCCAGCUGUCUGUUACACACUGGGACCAGUGACUGCAGUGGGGACCCCUGGGUUUUGCUGCCCCUCCUGCCUGGAGCCUCAGUGUAAAACAAAAUACAAAAACCCACUUCUU
Messenger RNA from Mauremys mutica (yellowpond turtle), 4233 nucleotides. RefSeq names its product alpha-2-macroglobulin-like protein 1. Lineage: Eukaryota; Metazoa; Chordata; Testudines; Geoemydidae. Gene Ontology annotation, molecular function: endopeptidase inhibitor activity. Gene Ontology annotation, cellular component: extracellular region. The coding region runs from base 83 to 3889 and encodes 1268 amino acids. The record is from RefSeq and is a predicted model, not a curated record. The transcript is spliced from 30 exons.